Molecule: messenger RNA, 3537 nt
Organism: Tetrahymena thermophila SB210
Lineage: Eukaryota; Ciliophora; Oligohymenophorea; Hymenostomatida; Tetrahymenidae
Product: transmembrane protein, putative
Exons: 2
Source: RefSeq, a predicted model, not a curated record
UUAUAACUAAAACAGAGAUUUUUUGAUUAAAAUUGCUAAAAAAUAGAAGAAAAAAACAAUUAAGAAGAAAAAAAGUUUCUAUUUAUUAAAGUCUAAUAAAGCAUUAAAUUAAAAUAAAUGAGUUUUAUAAAUGUAAUCAUAAUGUUUAUCUAAACAUUGUCUCUCUUCUUAAGAUUGAAAUGCCAACAGUAUACUUACCCUGAUCCAGACAAAAUCUAUAUUUAAACUUAUACUUUAAUUAAUUAUGGAGGUGAUGUUAAUAAAACUAUUUCAAUACCUUACAAACUUUAGUGCUAAGAUAGAAAGUUGCUUGUUGGAAACCUAAAUUUAGAUUUUCCUACAAGUUAGAAUGGUUUUAUAAUAGAUAGCAGUAAUAAAAAUUAAACGUAAGUGACAUUUAAUAUUUACAAAGAUAGUGUUUAAAUUAGCUUUUUCUUAGCAGAAAUAUGCAUAGAUUAGUUUUACGUUGCUAAUCUCAACAUCACUAACCCUUAAUUUAAAAAUAAAAAUAAAUUAGAUUACACAGAUAAACCAUCUAAUUUUACCAAAAAUAUGGUAGCUUAUGCUUAUAUAACAGGUGUUUUAUAUGACACAAUCUCAAUAUAAAGUUUAUUUAUUGAAAGUGUUUAAACGCAAGAAGAUGGAUUCCAUUUUAUACUAAGUAAAGAAUCAAAUUGCCAAAUAAAUUUUAUUAGUAUAAAUUAUAUCUAUUACGAAGAAUUAUAAAAUGAAUCUUCCUACUAUUAGAUUUUUUAAUACAAUGAUCUUUAAUAUUUAUAGAAAGGAUAGAAUAGUGUCACUUCAGAUAUUCAAAUUUAUCCUAAUUAUGGCUGUCCUGAAUAAUAAUAUUGCUUAAUGAUUGGACUGAAUGGUUAUUAUUAAAAUUCUGAAAAAGAAAUAAGAUAAAAAAUUAUACCCUAAUUUAUUAGUAGUAAUGCUAUCUAAAUUCAAUAUAUUACAUGGGGUGAUUCUUAAUUAUUAUAGAUAUAGUCUUCAAUCCUCUUGAUUUAAAUGAUUGUAUGUACUGGUAAAUUAGCUAACUUUCAAGAUAAAUGUUAAAAGUGCCCAGUAGGGUAUUACUUAAGUAUAGAUUUAAGAAGUUUAAACAGAUGUUAAAAAUGCGAUGAUUCUUGUUAUUCUUGUGAGAAAAAUGCUUAAAAUUGCUUAAUUUGUAAAGAUUUAAUAUACAUGUAAUUUAAAGAUAAAAAAUGUUAAUGCAUUGAUUCUACUAUGAGCGUAGAUAAAAAGAAUAACAUCUGUAUUUGUAAUGACUCUUAAACUAUGAAGUAGAAUUCUUAAUUAAAAAAAUGUGAUUGUAUAGAUUAAGAUCUAAUGAAAUAUGAUGUAAAACAGAAAAAAUGUUUAUGUUUAGAAAAAAAAAAUCUAAAGUUUGAUUCAAAUUAAAACAAAUGUGUCUGCUCUGAUAUGAUAAAAAUGAUUUUUAACACAAACUAGAUGCAAUGCGAGUGUAAAGAUACAAUGAUUUUUGAUGAUUCAAAUUAAAUCUGUGAAUGUGCUGAUAAGCAAAAUAUGUAAUAUGAUUAAAAUAAAGGAAUUUGUGAAUGUAAAGAAACUAUGGCUUUCAAUAAUAAGAUAUCAAAAUGCUAGUGUAUAGAUGUUAAUAAUAUGCACUAUAAUAUUAAUACAAAAAAAUGCGAAUGCAACGAAUUGAUGAUUUAUAAUGAAAAUAAUAAAAAAUGCGAAUGUGCAGAUCUAAAAAAUAUGAAUUACUUUCCUAUCUAAGCAAAAUGCUCAUGUAAAGAAAAAAUGAAUUUUAACGUAAAUGAAAACAAAUGUAUUUGUGCUGAUUAAGAUAACAUGAAAUAUAACUCUGUAACAGCGAUGUGCGAUUGCCCUUCUGAAAUGAUCUUCAGCAGUAUCUUAUAAGUUUGCAUCUGCUAAAAUUCCUCUUAAUAUUAUGAUAAAGAUAAAAAAUAGUGCCUGCUAAAUCCAUCUUCCAAAAAUUGUGAUAUUUUAGAUCAAUUUGGUCCUUAGUGUUAAAAAUGUAAAAAUGGUUUCUAAAAUCAUAAUGGGUAUUGCAAAUAUUGUGGAAAAGGAAAAUUUUUUGAUGAGCUGACUAAAACUUGCUCUUCAACAUGUUAAGAGUACUGUUAUUAAUGUUCAGAUAAUUAAACUUGUAAUUAAUAUUAGGAUGAAUUUCCUUGUCACUUUAGUUGCUAAUUAUGCUAAAUACCUAACUCGGCUAAGGGUUGUAAUAUUUGCAGUUCUGACACUAGAUAAUUUAACUCUACUGAUAAUUCUUGCAACUGUAAAUUUGGAUUCGAAGAAGUUAAUAAAGCUGACUGCAAUUAAAUUUAAUAAUCGUUUAGCUAGUAAUUUUUAACGUUUAAAUCAGUUAUUUCAAACGUUUCAUACUAUUUACAGUUAAUCCAAGCUAUUUUUCCUUUUUAUCCUCAUAUUUAAUACUCUUUUAUGAUUUAGUAGUAAAUUGGGAUUUUAGCAUAUAAUUUACCAGGAAAAAAUGACAUAAAUGACAUGAGAAUAGAACUUUUAAAAGGUUAUUAAACCUACAAUUUUAAUUUUUUUGAGUAAAUUCAGCUCAUCUAGUCAGAUAACUAAGAAACACAGAAUUAAAUAAACUAUUUAAUAAUCAGCGCUUUAUGCUUUGCUUUCAUGCUUUUAUUCAAGUUGUCUAAUUUAAUAUUUAAAACUUUAUAAUAAAAAUUUUGGUAUUAAAAGCUUUAGUAAUAAGGAUUUAUAAUAAUAUCAAGACUGAUAUCUGCUUAAGUCUUAUAUACUACUAUUUCUAUCCUUUUAAAUUUGAAUAAGCUUGAUAAAUUCAUUAAAGAAUUAAUUUUAGUGGCAAUAAAUUUAGCUGCUCUAGUUUUAUUUUUAAUUAUUUAAACUUAAUAUUCUUGUUUUCUCUUCAAGUAAAAUAAAAAAUAAACAGAUACCUUUAGUAUUUGUUCUUUUGAGUAAGCACAGUAAGUAUAAAACAAUAAUUCAAAAACAAACCAAACAAUAAUGAUAAAUGAUAUAUGUAUUAUUAAAGGAAAUAAAUACUUGAUUUGGACUGCUUUCGAAUUAAGAAAAAUAAUUACUGCUGUUUUAAUAUUAAAAAUGUAAUCAAAAAUUAACUUAUUUGUAGUUGGAAGCUUGUAAAUUGCAUUUGGGUGCAUCUUAUUGUUGAGAAUAUUUAAUAAUUAAAUAAAAUAAAUCUACAAUAUAUUCACUGAAAUUAUUCUUGCUGCUAUUUAUUUCUUAUCAGCUCUUUCUUACAAUACUUCACCUGAAAAUGUCUAAGAAGGAUUGCAAUUUAAAAAACCUUCUAUAGUAGAUAUAAUAAUAAUAGUUGCUAUUUUCUUAAUUUAAGUAUUCUCAACUAUGAAUUGUUCCUAUUACUAUUAUUAAAUAAUUAAACAAUUCAUAAUGAAAAAAUAGCAAAAGUAAAAACUAAUCCAAGACACUCAUAUAUAAUUUUAGCAAUUCCCUUAAGAGUUUAAUGCUAGUAAAAUAAAUUUAUUUAUUUUAAAUAAUUUUAAAGUUAUUAUUAUAAUUUUUAAUAGGUACAAUUGA